CCCCCUUCUCUUCCAUCUUCCCUCCAUUAAACCCUCCCUUUUUUUCACAUCCCUCUCUGCAACAGAACUCACAGUCCGCCAUUGCAGCACCUUCCAUGUCGACCGCCCCUUCUCCAUCUCCAUCUCCUUCUCCUUCUCCUUCCCCUUCCACCUCCUCCUCCGCUGCCGCCGCCGUCAAUUUCCCUUCCCCCUCAUCCUUACUGCCGGGAAAGCUCCCAGUCGACUUCAGUCCUCCUCUAAUCGCAAUGGUUGUCGUCAUCGCUACCGCCUUUCUCAUCGUCACUUACUCUCGCCUCAUCUCCCGCCACGUCAUCCCUCCAAUCCUCCUCCUAAUCCGCCGCCACCGCCGCCGCUGGCGGCGGUGGCGGCGGAGACGACGGCGCGCCCGAUCUUACCUCCCGUCCUCCUCCGGCGGCGACUUGGAUUCGCUCCCUUACGAUUCGCCUUUCUUCGAGCAUACGGAUGGCUUCCACGUGUUCUCCCCGUACGGCCUCGACGAAUCCAUCAUCAAGACGAUUCCACUCUCCGUCUAUACUGCCAAGAGCCGCCGUGACAGCCGUGACCGUGAGUGCGCCGUUUGUCUUCUGGAGUUUGAAGACGACGAUUACGUCCGAACGCUUCCGAUUUGUUCUCACGCAUUUCACGUUGAUUGUAUAGACGUAUGGCUUAGAUCACACGCGAACUGUCCUCUCUGUCGCGCGGUGGUUUUCAGGCCAGAAUCUCCGUUCACGCCGGUUAUGGCAGCAAGAAUCCGGCCAAGCCUCGACGAAACGAUCUUACAGAGCAUCGUAUUAGAGCCGCUAGCGGAAGGUCCUAUUCCUAAUCGAGAUUCUUAUCACGCAACAGAAUCGGAAAUCACGCCUUGCGUUGAUGAACCAAGGAACAGUAAUUCGUUAGAGGAUCAAAUGAACGGGCGAGAUUUCUUACUGAAACGAUCGUAUUCAUUCGGAUUCGAACGAAGCUUGGCGUCAGAGAGAAUGAUUCUGGAACCAGCAACCGCAUCGCCAUGGAGGUACCGCCGUGGAAGCUUCUGGAGCAAACGGCCAUCACCGUUCGGAUCUCUACCGAAGGCGAGAGUGUUCUCAUUCCGAUACUACAGAGGAAUGAAAUCGCCGUUCUUCAGACGACGAGGAGGAUUCUUUCCGCUAUCGGAAUCAAGCUGGAGAUUCUCCAACGGCGUAGGCGGAGGUUCAUCGAGACGAAGCAAGUCGAUGACAAGUCCAAUGUUUCUCCGAUCGUCGGUAACCAGCGGAGGAGCAGCAACGUUCUCAUCGAGCCGAUUGAGAUGCGGAGAUCCCGAGGCAUUACUAUCACCGGAGAGAUUCAACCGAAGAUGAGAGAAAAAAAGAAAAAAAGGGGGAAAAUGUGAAAAUAGGAGAGGACACGUGUGCGGACAGGAUGAGGGAGAGAGAGGGAAAAACGGACGGUGGGAGAUAGGGCGGAGGAAGAAAAGCGAUGCGACGGAAGGCGGUGGUGGACGGAAGAGAGAGAGAGAAAGGGAAGAGAGAGAAGGGGAGGUGGAAGGUGUUUAAUGAGAGCUGUCUGGCAAUUUUGUAGGGGUCAUUAAUGGGAGGUGGGGAGGAGCAUUUAAUGAAAAAUUGACGAGAGAGCCCUCUCUCUCUCUAUCUCUAA
Messenger RNA from Cucurbita moschata (crookneck pumpkin), 1632 nucleotides. RefSeq names its product RING-H2 finger protein ATL65. Gene Ontology annotation, molecular function: transferase activity. Gene Ontology annotation, biological process: protein ubiquitination. The record is from RefSeq and is a predicted model, not a curated record. The coding region runs from base 96 to 1337 and encodes 413 amino acids. The transcript has a single exon. NCBI's taxonomy places the organism in Eukaryota, Viridiplantae, Streptophyta, Magnoliopsida, Cucurbitales, Cucurbitaceae.